AUGCCGCCAGUCCAGGGCAGCCGUGAUGCCCGUGUGGGCCAGCUGGGGUGCUUUGACCUCUUUUGCGAAGGCGAUCCUGCCUUCCUGGAGGAGCAGCAUGAGAUGGUAUGGAAGGGUGAGGGCAGGGGCUCCUACACCGCUGCCUCCUACAAGGAAUUUGAGAAAGGAGGCUGGGAGAAAGAAGUCGUGAAUCGACGAUACACAUCGUACCGGCCGCGGCAAUGCUGCCUAUGCUUGCUGGCCCUUUUGCUCCUCAGCGCUCUCGGCUACUUUCUCUACUACCUCUUGCAUCGUGU
Molecule: messenger RNA, 296 nt
Organism: Symbiodinium pilosum
Lineage: Eukaryota; Dinophyceae; Suessiales; Symbiodiniaceae
Source: the annotation of a GenBank genome assembly